AUGGAGUUGAGCAAUACUUGGAGUAAUAAGCGGAUUCAUGAUGAAUUUGAUCAGCGACAAAAUUUCCAUGCACUCGUUUUUGGCAUGACAUUUGGGCUGAUUUCUUCACCAUCUCCUCCUAUCUGCACCGACUCAAGCCAGUCAAAACUCUCUUUCAAUAACGUGACCAAGGACUCAAAUGCAACCCAGCCUCCUAAGGGGAUAUGUUUGGAAAAAAUUGGAAAUAGUACCUACGUCCAUAUGGUUCCACAUCCAGAUGGGUCAAACCGAGUUUUUGUGUGUAACCAAAAAGGUAAGAUAUGGUUAGCUGUUGUUCCUGAAGUGGGUUCCUCACAAAGCUUGAUGGUAGAUGAAUCUGACCCGUAUCUUGAUUUAAGUGAUCAAGUGAAAUUUGCAACAGAAAUGGGUCUUAUGAGUAUGGCUGUCCAUCCAAACUUUACAAGUAAUGGAAGAUUCUUUGUUGCUUUUAACUGUGAUAAGUUUCAGCAGCCUGGAUGUGAAGGCAGAUGUUCGUGUAAUACACAUGUUGGUUGUGAUCCUGCAAAACUUGAGUCUCUUCAAGAGAGUUAUCCUUGCCAGUUUCACAUUGUAAUCUCAGAGUUUACUGCUAAUGGCACAACAGCUUCUUCAAAACUUUCAUGGAAGGGACAUGCUAAUUCAGUUGAAGUGAGGAGGAUAUUCACGAUGGGGCUCCCGUUUGAAGCAUAUCAUGCUGGCCAGAUUAUCUUUGGCCCUACUGAUGGCUACUUGUACUUCAUGAUCGGAGACGCUUCACAUGAUGCCGAUCUAUAUAACUUUGCACAAAACAAAAAUUCACUGAUUGGAAAGAUAUUAAGGCUCAACGUAGAUAUUAUACCAAGUGUAGAAGAAAUAAGUAAGCUUGGUCUAUGGGGAAACUAUUCAAUACCGAAAGACAAUCCUUACACUGCAGAUAAGGAACUUGAGCCUGAGAUAUGGGCUCUGGGUUUUAGUAAUCCUUGGCGUUGCAGUUUUGACUCCGAAAAGCCUUCUCGCUUUGUAUGUGGAGAUUGUGGGAAGAAUCGAUACGAAGAGAUUGAUAUAGUCAAGAAAGGAGGCAACUACGGGUGGCGUGUUUAUGAAGGACCUUAUCCCACUCAUCCAUUAAAUGCUCCCGGAGGGUACACGCAGCCAACCUCUAUAACUCCCAUAUUUCCUGUGACAGGAUACAACCAUGAUAUUGUUGAUGCAAGCCAAGGCCCUGCCUCAGUGUCGGGUGGUUAUUUUUACCGGGCUUCCACUGACCCAUGCUUGUAUGGCUGGUAUGUAUACACAGACUUGUAUCUUUAUGCCAUAUGGGCAGCUAUUGAAACCACUGAAAACAACGGGAACUUCACUAGUUUCAGUGUCCCUUUCACAUGUGCCCAUGACUCACCAAUGGAUUGUAAAUUCAAGCCAGGGGCUCACGGUGUUCCUGACCUGGGCUACGUAUUGUCAUUAAGUGAAGAUAACAACAAGGAUGUGUACUUAUUAACAAGCAGUGGUGUGUAUAGAGUUGCAGCCCCAAGCCGCUGCGGCUAUCAGUGCUCUAAAGAAAACUAUUCAAAUUUGACUCGAGUUUCCUCAUCACAUGGAACCUUUUUGAAGGCCGCAGCUUUAGCAGCAUGUUUAAUCAUCUCUUUUGUGACAUCUGUUUUCCUUUGA
This is a messenger RNA of Erigeron canadensis, 1662 nucleotides long. Its product is annotated as HIPL1 protein-like. The coding region runs from base 1 to 1662 and encodes 553 amino acids. The transcript has 7 exons. NCBI's taxonomy places the organism in Eukaryota, Viridiplantae, Streptophyta, Magnoliopsida, Asterales, Asteraceae. The record is from RefSeq and is a predicted model, not a curated record.